CUCGAAUAAAAAGCUUCCCUUGAAUCACGGCAGAAGCUUGAAUUUCUGAUCUAAGUAGCUUAGUCAGCGAGCCAACCCUUCUUGCCAGGAUGUAAAUAAGAAGGAGUCCAAACUUCAUGAGCAUUUACUAUAUGUAACACAUCAUGAAUACAUAUGUCUUGAAGCUUUCGAAUACCGAUGUAGCGCCCCCGGACGAGCCUCGCACAAGAAUCGCAAUAAUCGCCCUCUAGCAGCAAUGUCCAAAUUUCUCGACACAGUAAUUAUCGGUGCAGGUCUCAGCGGUCUUCAAGCGGCGCUGGAUCUCCAUUCGGCGAAUCGGUCCUUUGUCAUACUCGAAGCUCGGUCCCGAGUAGGAGGCAAGACCAACUCAGUAGAACGAUCAGACGGGAAAGGCAUCCAAGAAUUCGGUGCAGCGUGGCUCAACAACACCAAUCAGUCUCAUGUCUGGGAAUAUAUAAAGAAGUUUGGAUUGACACCCGUCGUUCAAAAUAUUGACGGUUUGGUGGCUGCUGAAGAUGUGGAUGGAAAUUGUCAUAUGUUCCCCUUUGGUGAGUCGCCGAAGUUUAGUGAGGAGACACAACGCAAUAUUGCGAUGUUGAGAGAUGGAGUCGAAAAGGCUUCGCUGGAUCCAGAGACUUUCGAGAAGCCGUUAUGCGAUUAUCUGGAUGGUAUGUCCUUUGAGCAGUACUGCAAAGACUUGGGUGCCUGUGCUGAAGCACUCUUCACUGCGAGGGUAUGGUCCAGAGGGACACUGGGCCAGGAUCCUGGUGAUGUUUCUGCUCUUGCAUACUUGGAGGUCUGCCGUGGUGGGCUUGGACUCGUAAAUUUACGGUAUGAUGGCAAACACGGAGCCCAGUAUCUUCGCUUGAAAGAAGGAACGCAGUCGAUCGCCAACGAGAUGUCAAAACUCCUCCCCGCAGAAGUAAUUAAACUCGACACAGCAGUUACCGGCGUCGUUCAGAGAUCCGUAGGCUCAUAUACCAUUACCACUAGCAAAGGCACAACCCUCAAAUGCCAGACAGUCGUCAUCAGCAUUCCUUCACCGGCCUAUAAAAAUAUCACUUUCAAUCCUCCCCUUCCAUUUUUAAAGGCACUGUACACACGAUCAGUUCACUACGGCACAUUCGUGAAGCUUAUCUGUCUUUUCAAAACUCCUUUCUGGAAACACCAAGGCGCCUGUGGCCUAGCACAGAGCUUCCGAGGACCGAUCAACCACUGUAGAGACACUUCUGUUUCAGAGCAAAACAACUUUGCACUAACCUGCUUUCUCUGUGCUGGUCCAGGGAGAAAGUGGCUCGGCCUUGACCAAAAAGACAGAAUUGAAGUCGUUCUGCAACAACUGGGUUCCUUGUUUGCUGUGGGAUAUGAGGCUCUGAAGGAAGAGUUCCUUGACUCGAUCACGUCGGAUUGGACUGAAGAUCCGUGGGCUGGAUGGGGCUGUCCAUUUGCUACUCGGCCACCUGGAUUGCAGCUUACCGUUGAUGCUGCUAAUGAGCAAGCUGAAGGGCUGCACUUCAUUGGCACGGAAUUCGCUACCGAGUGGCGGGGGUACAUGGAAGGGGCGUUGAGGAGUGGGAAAGAAGGUGCGAGGCAGGUUCUUGACGAUCUGAACUCAGAGGACAUCUGAAGGAUUGCUAUUACCUUUCGCUCAACUUUCGCAGAAUUACAACCACCGACCUGAACUUCUUAGGAGAAUACACCAAGCUCAAUGGAUCGAUAUGUAUCUUUGGAUCAGUCAGCUAGGUCGUGAUAUAGAACUUUCACAACACCAAAAGCCAAUCACCCAUAUCACCAAAGUCUCUCACAGCUUGCCAGAAGAUCGACUCUGUUUCUCAGAAUCCCAGCACAAGAACAUGGAUUAGGAUGCCGCUGAUGGUUUCGGGUCUCCCACCAUUGUGACACCAGCCAAGCCUUCACAGUCGGCAGAUUUCAUCCCCUGCAUUUUCGAUGUCAGUUCACAGACUCAAUUUCCGCUCUAAAGAAUAAAUAUGACGAUACGCACUGUACAGCAAGCCAAAUAUUUCCCUAAACAUGGAGCACCGCCUAUCAGGUUACCUGAAGUUAAAAAGCCAAGUCAGCCCUUCUGUUAAGCUGACUCUAGAAAUACCUGGGAGCCUAAAGGAGAAGGGACAGCAAAGGUCGUACAGAGAAAGCCAGCUUGGGUUUCGCUCAAAAUGCCUAUCAGGCCCAUGGGACAGCAAGCUUUGACUUGCUCAAUGAUGUUGGGACAAUGGACUUUCGCCAGACUUGGAACUAAGACGAGAGAGAAUGCGAGUAGAAGAACAAGUUUCAUGGUAAGAAAAGCAAGAUUGGAAGACCCAAGUUAAACGUUCAACAAAAACAGUAAUGAAAGUCAGCAGGAAACGAUCAGAGGGUAUUGGAGGGCAUAUAUAUCACGCCGACCUACGCCAUUUGGGAGGCAGAUCUUCUAUUCUUGGCAUGGCUUCCAGUCACAGCGUUGCACAAUCCUUGCACGGGUGACAGUUUAUCGCGAUCAUGUAUGACAUUGAUCCACCAAGACCCCGAAAAUGCACCCCAGAUUUCACAGCACCACGCAUAACUUUCCAAAGCCAGCCUAAGACAGCAGACCUUCCGUCCACUCCGCCGCAUUCAGAUCUGUCCGUUGUGGCCAUCGUCCUCCAACUUUUUCAAUCAUUUCGAAGCUUUUGUGCGAUCCAGAAUCGGAACUGGUUUCUCAUUGAAUUGGCAGAGUCGACAGGAGCUGGGGCGAGAAUGACGGUUGGCGUUGGGCGAUGAGAGGUGGUGAAGAGGGCUGAGGUAGUGGUAGCGGUGCUGUGUUUCGCUGAGAUCGAGGUGACGUUGUGGUAGUGGCCUGCAACAACUGUGAUGGUAAUGUCCUUGGUCGGUCUUGGGUGGAUGAGACCGAGCGAGAAGAUGAGGAGGUUGAGAAGGAGGAGAGUAUUGAUCGUUUGGACCAUUGUCAUUUUUGAAAUUUGAGUGUGGUUUAAUGGUGUUUGGGUGGGAGAUGGUUGAUGGGGGCACAGAGAUUUGGUGAGGUGCGUGCGUGUGUUGGUGUCGGUGUUGGUAAUCGAUUCGCGGCUAAAUUGUUGU
Molecule: messenger RNA, 3072 nt
Organism: Cadophora gregata
Lineage: Eukaryota; Fungi; Ascomycota; Leotiomycetes; Helotiales; Ploettnerulaceae
Exons: 3
Coding region: 236-1627 (463 amino acids)
Molecular function (GO): oxidoreductase activity
Source: RefSeq, a predicted model, not a curated record